AUGAGUGCUGAAACACCGAUUGGCGCACAAGCUAGAAGCGGUGACAAAAAACGAUGGACGUUUGAUUAUCACCUUGGGGGAAACAGCUCUCUGAGGAGGUUUGAAAAAUCGAAUUCAGAUCACGAAGGAGCACCGGAUCGCGCCGGAAACAAGAACAAAAGCCGAAAUCACCAACUGCAACACUCAAAACCGGUUUGCGAAUCAGACGGCGAUGCUAUCAAGUGGCUGCACGCACACGAGGUGAGCAGUCCCCACUGA
This is a messenger RNA of Opisthorchis viverrini, 258 nucleotides long. RefSeq lists its product as hypothetical. Bases 1 to 258 code for a protein of 85 amino acids. Lineage: Eukaryota; Metazoa; Platyhelminthes; Trematoda; Opisthorchiida; Opisthorchiidae. The transcript has a single exon. The record is from RefSeq and is a predicted model, not a curated record.